CUUGUCGCGUCUUGCGCUCUCAAGUGCCAAAGCCGCAUACAGAAGGUAGGCGUGAGUCGUGAAUCGGUGUCGAUUUUCCUGGACAAAACGUGUUUGUUGUCUGUGGUGUGCUGUGCGCUGGAAAAGGGUGCUUAUCUACCGACAACACGUUCGCAGGUCAGCACCAGGCGCCUUUGAACAACCAAAGGGGACCACGAGUGUGUGGUCUGUCUUUCAGGAAAAGACGCCUCAGAGGCCAUCGACAUGUCAUUGAGCGGACAUCUCCCCCUUCGGACUCAAAUCGUCAGAGGCCUCACAGCCUCGCUCGUCCCAAUCUACGGCCGGGCGUCAGUCGAUGAAGACCAUGCGGACGAUGCUACGUCAUUCAGGACGCCAGGGUGGCGCUUCUCAGGAACAAACAGCCGCCGAACCUCCACUCAAACCUCACACAGACAGAGCAGGACGUCGAGGACCUCUCGCACGUCGCGAGACGAAGAGGGUCUCCGCCAGGCCGACGUGGAAGCGGCAGCCCCCUUUCUUCUCGGCGGGCUUUCGCUGUCGCAAGGGGACAUUGCUGAUAUUGCUGAGGGGGCCGAAGGGGAGGAAAAUGGCGAUGAUGAGCUCGACGCCGCGGGAACUGUAAGCCCACAGCCACAGCCUGCAGGGGGUGACAGGGAUGAUGUCGGACCUGUCGAGGAGGAGUUAACACCGGCCCGUCGAGCUUCGCUGACAAGAUAUUCUCUUGGGGGCCAAGGGCUGCAGGGCACGGCUGGGUUCCUCGCUCAGAUGCUCGGCAAUGCGAUGGAGAGGGCGCCCGACGCAAUUGAGGCGUCGAAUGUCCGGCUGCCAAGGGCGCCUACACAGUCCCGGUCGGUCGGACAAGAUGAGGACCGCCUCGAUCACACACAUACCGAACCGGUGAGUAAGACGGACACGUGGUCCUUUUUUCUCACCUUCCAUAUUUUUCUCUGUUGCAGCACUGCCGCUCGUUUGGGCCUGGAUGUGUCGCUGACUGAAGGGCUCGAGAUCGAUAUAGGAGCCCGGCGCGCCCUGGGGGCUACAACAGACCAGAUAAGAGAGGACCCGGCAGUCCUUGGUGCGGGCCUCGAAGCAUUUCCUUUUUUCACCCCCUCGUGCUGCGGCUCGGCCGUCGUCUUCUGUGUGGUUUAUGUGGGUGUGGCGGUCGGGAGCGCCCUGCUGGCAGGAACGGACGAGACCUUGGGCAGGAUGCUGCUGGCCGUCACCCCCAGUAUCCUCAUCCUCUCCUACUUCACUCUCAUCUAUCGCCGUCACGUAUUCCUUACCCAAAUGCUCUACACCUUUCUCGAGGCCAUCGGCUGGAUGAUCCCAGUUGUUUGCGUGCGCGUGCUGGUGGAGUGGGCGAUGGCGUCACACGUGCAGCGAUGGAUGGACGAGCGAAACGAGACGGCCCUCAUCCUGUGGGCCCUUGUCGAGGCGUACAUUCUCGCGGCUUUGAUGGAAGAGAGCCUCAAGUACGUCUGUGCUCGCCGGGUGCUUUGGAAAGAUCAUGUAGCUGAUCCGCGAAGUCUUAUUGGAUAUUCGCUGGCCGCAGGUAGAGCACCAAAGGAGGAAAGACCGCGUACCUACUCGUGUCUUCUUCCCUAUCGUGUGCCUGUGUCCAGCAAACGGCUUCGCCCUGGUCGAAAACUGGCUGUACAUCUUCUCAGACAGCAAUGAGAGCAGUGUGCUGGGGCUGCCCGAGGCCUCUGUGGCGGGAGUGCUGAGGAUGCUGAUCUCUGUCCCAGGACACUCACUGACCGGUACACCCAUUGCCAGGCAGGACCGAUGGCUGGUCAACCCUGUUUAUGGUUUGUGUGCAGGCAUCAUCAUUGGCGCGAUUCUGGGAAGGCGGAAAUUCCUUGGCAAGUACUUUCAGACGCGAUUCUAUCGAAUCAUGGUCAGCUGAGACACAAGACGAAGGAGCCACCCUCGCGGAAAAUGUGUCUCCCUCUCCAGGUUUGGCCCAUCCUCAUUCACGGCACAUACAACUUCGUGUUGGUCGUCACCCACAUGUACCGGCUCGAGUGGUCCCUCGGCCUGGCAAUCGCCCUCGCCCUCCUGCUGGCGGCCUUCUUCUACUCGCGGCACAUCCUGCUGGAGCUCAAACGGGUCCCACUGGUGGACGUCCAUCGGCUGUGGCGCAAGGGCGAUGUCAUGAGCCCCGAUUGCUGCUGCGGCGUGCUGCUCUUCAGCGGCUGCCGCGCCGCCAUGGCCGACAUUAUCCACCCUGACGGCCCUACUGACGCUCAUCCACACACCCAACUGACGGACCCCUUCAUGAGCCCCGGAUCGACGCACACGUUCGGCAGAGGGCAGACAUCCUUCGAAUCGAGUGUCAAUGCGUCCCUCCCCCUGCCGUCCUUCACACCGCUCCCCUCCUUCACGCCGCGUGAUGCCGCAGUCGCCGGCCCUGCCCUCAGCAAGAAAGGGUCCAAUGUGGUGCUCAGCAAGCCUGCCUCGUCCGUCACGAUCGGCGCCACGAGCAACAGGAGCCAGGCCACGUCGAUCGUGAGUCAAGUGCCCAGCUUCACCCAGCAUAGAGGCCGCAUCUGCGCGCAGCUGCAGCAAGCAUCCACAAUGAGCGACACAGCCAGCAAUGCAGGCGAUGCCACCCUCACGCCGCAGCGAACCACCCGAUGGGCAUCGAUCAUCGAGCGAAUGCUGGGACAGGGAAACGAGCAGCACCCCACCCAGCGUGCUCGCGUGCGCACGGUGGUGUUCCAGCUCGUGUGUCCUUACUGCAAGAACGCCCUCAUCGUGCACAACGUGCUGCUGACCGAGGUGACGUGCCCAUUCUGCCACGAGCAGUUUGCGGUGGAGAAUGCGGGCAGGAAGGAGUAUGGGUUCAUGCACACACUGCUGGAGGAGAUUCACGAGGAGCAGGAGGAGCACAUGUACAACAAUGAGGACGACAGGCGCAGCCACAGCAGCAGCGCGGCCAGUGCCGUGGGCAGCGUGCGCAGGUGAAAGUGUGUGCCUAUAUGUCCGUGUCUCGUAUUUUCUCGUGCCUCCCUGCCUGAUCUGACUGACAUUGCUUUGCUCACUGGACUUUGGCUGGGGCGG
Molecule: messenger RNA, 3063 nt
Organism: Vitrella brassicaformis
Lineage: Eukaryota; Vitrellaceae
Source: the annotation of a GenBank genome assembly